Messenger RNA from Poeciliopsis prolifica (blackstripe livebearer), 4212 nucleotides. RefSeq names its product E3 ubiquitin-protein ligase RNF166. The transcript is spliced from 6 exons. NCBI's taxonomy places the organism in Eukaryota, Metazoa, Chordata, Actinopteri, Cyprinodontiformes, Poeciliidae. The coding region runs from base 301 to 1047 and encodes 248 amino acids. The record is from RefSeq and is a predicted model, not a curated record. Gene Ontology annotation, biological process: ubiquitin-dependent protein catabolic process; protein polyubiquitination. Gene Ontology annotation, molecular function: ubiquitin protein ligase activity.
UCCACACGCUUAUGGGUCGAGGGUUUUAAUUGAGGUCAAGCAUCACAGCGUCGUGCUUUCAGUCGCCUGCGAGCGCUGCUUCCAAUGUUUACUUCUCUGGCAUGUCUUCUCCAGCCAGGGGGAAGUAAAGCUGAACAACACAGGAGACGUUUCUCUCGUUUGUUUUAUUUUAUUUUUUAGAAAAAACCGUAGUAGAGGGACCCUUCCCCCCGACAUCUGUAACGGAAUAUGCACCAGCUAGUUUGAACUGUUAUUCCCUGGUGAGGCUUUUGUCGACAACUGCGGCUCCUCUUCGGCUCCAUGAUGGCGAUGUUUCGGAGCUUUGUGUCGGCGAGCACCCAGUUCCGUCAGCAGCAGCAGCAGCAGCAGUCCAGCAGCGGCCCCGGCCCGCUAGCAGCCCCCCCUGAGGGCGUAGAGAGCCAGUUCUCCUGUCCCAUCUGCUUAGAGGUUUACCACAAACCCGUCAGCAUCGCCAGCUGCGGACACACGUUCUGUGGGGAAUGUCUGCAGCCAUGUCUUCAGGUGGCCUCGCCCCUCUGCCCUCUUUGUCGUGUGCCCUUUGACCCCAAAAAAGUGGAGCGCUCCUCCAAUGUGGAGAAACAGUUGGCCUCCUACAAAGCCCCCUGCAGAGGCUGCAGCAAAAAGGUGUCUCUGGUGAAGAUGAGGUCCCACAUUUCCUCGUGUUCCAAAGUACAAGAGCAGAUAGCCAACUGUCCCAAGUUUGUCCCUGUGGUCCCCACAUCCCAACCUAUACCAAGCAAUAUUCCAAACCGGUCGACGUUUGUAUGUCCGUUCUGUGGGGCCAGAAACUUGGACCAGCAGGAACUCGUGAAGCACUGUAUGGAAAACCACCGCAAUGAUCCCAACAAAGUGGUGUGCCCGGUGUGUUCAGCCAUGCCAUGGGGAGACCCCACCUACAAAAGCUCCAACUUUCUGCAGCAUCUUCUUCACAGACAUAAGUUCUCAUACGACACCUUUGUUGAUUACAGCAUUGAUGAAGAGGCAGCGCUUCAGGCAGCUCUGGCACUGUCACUGGCUGAAAACUGACAUCGGACCCCGCUCUGUCCUCUCCACUCCUCUGCUGUUCUUCCACGGGUCAGAACCUCUCAGACGUCACAUGGAGGCACCUGACUCGACUGUAUGAUAAAACUGCAGCCAACUUUAAAUAAUAACCUCACUUCUUUCUCCUGGUGUAGCAGAGCACUUUCAUUUUAUUCCAAAACAAAAGCAGCGUGACCAAUCCUCACUGCGCCGUAUGGAUUUAACGGUUUUGAGGGCAGGUUGGACCGUAGGUCCGGAGUGGAUCCAAUUCCCACCCGGGAAAAACUCACACACCUUGACCGUUGCAAGCCCCCUCAUCUACGGUUUGGAAGCAGUUCAUCAGAUCCCGUUUGGGCCUCUGCAGCAUGAAGGGCUACCUCCUGGGAAAAACCUGCUGCUGACUCUUAAGGCCUCCUCUGUGGUCCGGCUCCCGGACCAGAUGCACCGAUCCACGAAGGUAGACACUGUGAGUAAGCUGGCCUCGGUUUCUGCUCCUGCACUGAUCUGGACGGAACCUUUGGCUACCCAUCAGCAAGAUCUAACAAGCAUCUGCACAAAUCCAUGCAUCUCCUCAAAGACAAAACCCUGGAGGUGAUUCUUCAGCAGCAUUGUCAGGCUGCAGUGGAUCAUUCACACAAAAACGGGACUUUUUAUGUGGCUCGGAAGUGAGAUUAUUUCAUUAGACUUGCUUUUUAUCCCAUCCAUGUUGCUGUUCACAACAUGUUUUAUGGUUAUGAUCAGUGAUCAGUGCACCCACCACCCCUGACUGACCUGAUAGUAGUUUUACCGUUUUGAUUAUGAGGCAGACGCCUGGCAGAAAGUUACACAUUUCUUUUCUUUUUGCUUUUUUUGUCCCAAUUAAAAGUUUCAGAUCAUUAUAAAAAUAUGUUGGACAUCAAUAAUCUGAGUAAAUUUGAGAAGCUAUUUGAAAUGUUGAUUUCAAUCCUAAAGGACAGAAGUUCCUUUAGGAUUGAACCUGGACCCAUGUGGAGAAGUAAUGACUCCAGCAUACUGGGUUUUAUUUAGUACUUACAAUACAGUCACAUGAAAGACUAAAAAAGGUACAAAAAGUCCCAAAGUGCAUCAAAAAAAAAAAACAUCUAAGUCAAUAACAUCAAAAAAUUGUCAGAAACAAAUUUUGUAAAGGAUUUAAAGGUAGUUUCAGAUUAAGUAAUCCCGAGUUAGCUGGCACAGUGUUCUGUAAUCUAAGGGGAUUUAAUAGCCAACAAGGAUCACAACGUCCAGCCCGGGAAGAGUCACAGGUUAAACACGGUUUAGAAAUCCAGACAGGAUUGAAGUGGUUGUCCCACAUACAGAAAGAUCCCAGUCAUUUAUAUGUGAGAUUGUACAGAUACAAACUCCAAUCAGGUGUCAAUCCCAUGUGUGUUUAAAAACCAAUUCACUUUAAGAACCUCUAAAAUAGAACAUUAUAUUGUCUACAUUAGGGUAAUGACUGCGUCCUGCUUUACGCACAGUGCCAUCAGGUUCUCUCCAUAGUAUCCAACAUUUUUGGCGCAAACAAUUCAAUUUCCCACAACAAGAGCGCCCCCUGGAGUCCGAAUGCCAACAGGAACGUUGAGGCUUGCCAAGCAGCAGUGACUUCAAAUAUCCAAUGUGGCUGCUGGGGGAUGUAGUGAUGCCGAGCCGGCCAAUGAAAAUCCUUCAUUUGCACCUUCUACAGGUUAUGCCUGUAAGAAGUGCAUCCUAACUUCUGUGCAACCUCUAUUUAUGAACAUGUUACUUUAGUUUUUUUUUUUUAUAUACAUUUGGUCACAAAGCUAAUGGUAGUUGGCACUAAAAAUAAACAGCAAAUCUUGCUGUUUUGUUGAAUUGUAACAGGUGCGGCAUCAUUCCCAACUUGUGUCCUGGGAUAAGUUUCUGCAGGACACACGGCUCCAAUUCACCUCUAAUUAUCUUGAAAUAUUUUAUGUAAAUUAUCCAAAAACAGUCCGAACAUAGUGACAGAUUAGAUUUAGUGACAGUCCCAUCUCAUCCCAAAUGUGACACCAAACAGUCUGAUAUGAAUUUUAAUGCCAUUCAGUUGGUCAGGUGUUGUUGCUAACGCCUGACUGACACAGGUCUAUUGGCAAAGAGCCAUUCCUCGUGGAAUAAUAUUACUAAAAGGUAUUGAACAAGCAUGUGGAGUUGGCAGAAAUGAACAACUCUCCUUUAACAGGAGGAAACCAGAACCAGACCCAAUAAGAUCAUCUCUGGAAACCUGCUGGGGGUUAGAGAAGAUAUAGAAAAUACAGAAAAACAGCACUUUUCCAGUCUGAAUAUGUACAGAUGUCAGCUGUUGUCUGUCAGAACAGACAGUUUUGCUAUACUUAACAAACUUCAUACAUCAGUUUCAUACACAGCUACAGUUUAACCAGUAGAUGUCAGUCUUUUCCCAGCCAUACAUAUUCUGUACUGAAUAUGAGCUACACAUAGGUCUUGUAAAUCCAAAUCCGCACAAUAACCUGAUGUGGAUAAGUUAAAAGAUGGACAGAUGGGUGCUACUUGUAUUCUAAAUAUUUCAGUUUUCUUAUUUUGGUCACAUUAAUAUGUACCUUUGUGGAGUUGGUUGUCACCUGCAGGCUGGAUGUUUGUAAAGCUGCUGCUGAGGGUUGUGGAGCCUCUAGACUUUGGAGAAAAUAUUUGUUGUUUUGUUUUUGUUGUUUUACUUCAUGUGGGUGAUGAUUGAUUGAUAUGUGUCAUUAUGACAAAAGUUGGACAACCAAUUCAGAAAUCUGCCAAUAAUUAACAGUUGACCAAGAAAGGGCAUUACGUUUGAUAUAGAAACGUCCUUCACAUUCUAAGCAAUACCACUUUGCUGUUAUGUAGAGACAGAAGAAAAAUUAGUGUCUCAAGAAUCUGAGCUCUUUUGGACUUUUCAUUGUCACUGUUUGUUUUAUGUUCUGGGAAUAAUCCUCCAGACUGAUAUUUUUCCUGAAACUGUUCUUUUUUUGUUGUUUGUUUGUUUCUGUACUAUGUUACCAUGGGAAACAGAUUAUGUAUCAAAUGAGUCCUCCCUGAUCUGAUUUCAACAUACUUAUUGUCAUAGCUAAGCUGUCUGUUAGAUUUAUCUCUUCUAUACUGAGAACACACUGUAUUGCUUACGAGUCUAAAAAACAAUUUCUGGAAAUUAAUUUGGUCCACUUUUAUUCUUUUGAAUAAAACUAUUUUACA